AUGGCAGCUCUUCGUGACAUUUUGGUUGCAUUUCUGUUCGCCUUGGGAGGUUUUUCGAUCUUGUCAGCUCUCUGCCCUCUGGGCUGGAAGAACUGGCAUCAGUCGUACUACGCGAUGUACUUGGAGCGUAUGAGCUGGGCAGAUGCUUCAGAGUUCUGCGAGACUAUACAAAGUAACCUUGUCGUGCCGAAUUCACAGGCCGAGAACGAUUUCUUCUGGCGGAUGGUGGUGGAACGCUUAGAGACCGUUACAGACAAAGGCGGGUUUUGGAUCGGUUGCAACCGCGAGUCUGCUGAUUCGAGCUUUGUGUGCGACGGGAAUACUGAGGGAAUGAGCUACACCAACUGGGCACUGGGAUAUCCCCAACAAUUAGGAGCACCUCGGUGCGUCUUGAUGUCGAAGGAAGGCAACGGCACGUGGAAAACUAACCCCUGCGUGCCACCUAAGGGCAAGUAUGUCGUCUGCGAGAAGCCAAACACUGCUCGCGUGCACUGCCUGACGGCCGAUGAAAACGGGCGCUUCGUCAACGACCUACCGUAA
Molecule: messenger RNA, 540 nt
Organism: Patiria miniata (bat star)
Lineage: Eukaryota; Metazoa; Echinodermata; Asteroidea; Valvatida; Asterinidae
Product: snaclec 4-like
Exons: 1
Coding region: 1-540 (179 amino acids)
Molecular function (GO): signaling receptor activity
Source: RefSeq, a predicted model, not a curated record